Messenger RNA from Parnassius mnemosyne (clouded apollo), 2286 nucleotides. NCBI's taxonomy places the organism in Eukaryota, Metazoa, Arthropoda, Insecta, Lepidoptera, Papilionidae. The record is from the annotation of a GenBank genome assembly.
AUGAAUACAACUAUGUCGAGCGAGAGUGAUGCGGUAAAGGUGGAGGGAGGUCAUGUGUCCGUUACCACUAUCAGCAUGUCGGGCCCAGAGACCAGCAAUGGUCAAUUCUCGUAUAGCUCAAGCGGAGUACGCAUCAGCGUGUCUUCAGUACCUCACGAUGAAGACUCCACUGAUGCCGAAAUCUCCAAGAUCGACUUCACGCAGCAUCAAUACGAGGUCAACAUGCGGAAUAAAAAGAAGCGUUCAUCUAGUGGCGUUCAAUGUGACAGUCAAAGUAACGAACGCGAGCGCCCCAUGUCAUGGGAGGGCGAACUGUCCGAUUCCGAAAUGGUCAUCGACACCAGCGUCAACAACGAUGAGAACAGCAGUUCCAUUGACAUGCAGUCAUCUCGCGACUCCAUCGACACUCUCCGCAACGUCACCAUUAAAACUGAACCUCUUAAGCCGGAAGCCUUUCAGAGCUUAGACGAUCAAAGGGUAUUGGAUCUAAAAUACUCCACGCCGCUACAGUCGCAUCAACGGAGCCUCAGUAUGAAUAGGAUAUCAGUUCUGACAGACAACACGUCCCUUUCACUCUCUCGGCGGCCUUCGUCUCCUACAAACAGCGCCAAGUCUCUGGUUCUGAACGACCAGACCACAUUGCCGCUGAUGACGCCCAACGUGGUUGGAGAGGCACAGAACUUGACUAUAAAGAAAGAAACUCAAUUAUCAGAGUUAAAAUGCGAAGCGGGUAUGGGUAUGGAAAAGAUACUGGGGCUGCACGGAUCGCCUCUGCUUGGGCGACUUCCCCGCGUGCAGUCCAGCGCCAGCACCGACUCUGCUGUGCACUCUAUGUACACGCAUAGUGUGUACAGCAGUCCGUCUGCGAGUCCGCGCCCGGCGCGUCACUACACGCCGUCCUUGUCGCGCAACAACAGCGACGCCUCGCACUCUUCCUGUUACUCCUACAGCUCCGAGUUCUCGCCCACGCACUCGCCCGUACAGAGUCGGCAGCCACACGUGGUGUACCGCGAGGCGUCGGCAGUAUUCCCCGCGUCGCCGGCGCACGACGAGGACGCUGACGCGGCCGACGAGCGGCUGCACCACCACCAGGGCAUCAGUAGACAACAGCUAAUCAACAGUCCGUGCCCAAUAUGCGGGGACAAGAUCAGCGGUUUCCACUACGGGAUAUUCUCGUGUGAGUCGUGCAAGGGCUUCUUUAAGCGAACCGUGCAAAACAGAAAGAAUUACAUGUGCCUCCGCGGCGGCAACUGUCCCGUCACUGUAGCUACGCGCAAAAAGUGUCCUGCAUGCCGUUUCGACAAAUGCCUCGGGUGCGGGAUGAAGCUUGAAGCGAUACGCGAGGAUCGGACUCGAGGCGGUCGCUCUACGUACCAGUGUUCGUACUCUUUGUCGGGCGCCGCGUCCACUGGCUCGCUGCUGUCCGCGCACGUGCCCACUACACUACGGCACGCGUCCAGCCUCACCUGCGUGAACGGUCCAGGGUCAUACAGCAGUAGAGGAGAACCCAGCAACAGUCGACUGACACCCGACAUUCCACCAUUAUUGCAGGAGAUAAUGGACGUGGAGCACCUGUGGCAGUACAAUGAGUCGGAGCUGAGCCGUUUGGGCAAGUCUUCCGGCGGCGCCAACCCUCUACUAGCGGCGAGCGGCAUCAACCCGCACACCUCCAGUGCGGACCUGCUGGCUGACUUGUGCCACAUCGCAGACCAUCGCCUCUAUAAGAUCGUCAAGUGGUGUAAGAGCCUGCCGCUCUUCAAGAACAUAUCCAUCGACGACCAGAUCUGCCUGCUGAUCAACAGUUGGUGCGAGCUGCUGGUGCUGUCGUGCUGCUACCGCGGAGUCAGCACGCCCGGGGAAGUGCGCGUGGGAGGCGGGCGCGGCAUUACACUGCAUCAAAGUGCUAAGUUCGGUUUGACGCCGUGUAUAGAACGCAUGCUGAGCUUCACCGACCACUUGCGGAGGUUGCGGGUCGAUCGAUAUGAGUACGUCGCGCUCAAAGUUAUCGUACUGCUCACUUCAGACGCACCCGAACUGCGUGAAGCGGAGAAAGUACGAGCGUCCCAAGAGAAAGCGUUGGCGGCUUUGCAAGCGUACACCGCCGCGCACUCGCCAGACACUCCUGCGAAGUUCGGGGAGCUGCUUUUGCGUAUACCCGAGCUACAACGAACAUGCCAGUUCUUCAUGCAAGUUGGUAAAGAAAUGCUCAACCCCGCGAACAAGAGUAAGGACGGUGACGGUCCAAGCUUCAAUCUCCUGAUGGAAUUACUGAGGGGCGAUCACUGA